Messenger RNA from Actinia tenebrosa (Australian red waratah sea anemone), 1112 nucleotides. RefSeq names its product deoxyhypusine hydroxylase. Gene Ontology annotation, biological process: peptidyl-hypusine biosynthetic process. The record is from RefSeq and is a predicted model, not a curated record. Gene Ontology annotation, molecular function: deoxyhypusine monooxygenase activity. NCBI's taxonomy places the organism in Eukaryota, Metazoa, Cnidaria, Anthozoa, Actiniaria, Actiniidae.
UGCAAUAUACUAUCCACGUUUUAGUAAAAGUCACGAUAAAACGAGAGUAUUUAGGCUUUUUAUAGCACCUUUAAAACAAGAAAAAAUUCAGAAAGAUAAUUUUGGGAGUUACUGAAGUAAGCAAUAUGGCUGACAAGUCGACUAUCGAAGGAAUCGGCCAACAAUUACUUGAUUCUUCAAGACCCCUCUCAGAACGAUUUCGUGCUCUUUUUACUCUUAAAAAUCUUGGUGGUACUACAGCUAUUGACUUUAUAUCUCAAGGAUUUGAUGAUCCUUCGGCUCUGUUAAAACAUGAACUGGCAUAUUGUUUGGGUCAAAUGCAAGAUACACAUGCAAUCCCUAUUCUAACAAAAGUUUUGAAAGAUAAAAAUCAGGAAGCAAUGGUCAGACAUGAGGCUGGAGAGGCUCUGGGUGCUAUUGGUUCUAUGGAUUCCCUUGAAGUUUUAAAAGAAUAUGAAAAUGACCCAGUAAUAGAGGUUUCAGAAACAUGUCAGCUUGCUGUAAGAAGAAUAGAAUGGUUGGAUAAUAAACAUACACUUGAGGGAGACAAAUUAAGUUCCAACCCAUAUAACUCUGUAGAUCCAGCGCCACCAGCCCUGGAUCUAGACAUACCAAAACUAAAGAAUCAAUUACUGGACGAAUCCAAGCCUCUCUUUGAAAGAUAUAGGUCAAUGUUUUCUUUGAGAAACGCUGGUGGCAGAGAAGCUGUGUUGGCUCUUGCCGAGGGACUUAAUUGUGAAAGUGCGCUUUUCAGGCAUGAAGUGGCAUAUGUUUUGGGUCAAAUGCAACAUGAAGCUGCUAUUGAACAAUUAGCUAAGAACCUUGCAGAUAAGGAUGAAAACCCCAUGGUCAGACAUGAGUGUGCAGAGGCUCUUGGGUCAAUAGCAAAGGAUGACUGUAUAAAUAUUCUUGAAAAGUACGCUUUAGACCAGGAAAGGGUUGUUAAGGAAAGCUGUGUAGUAGCAUUGGACAUGAGUGAAUAUGAACGUGGUGACCAAUUCCAGUAUGCAGACUCUCUAUCAAAGACCAAGCAGAGCAUAAAAACCCAAUCCUAGCUAAAUAAUAUCCAUAACAAUAACGAUAACUUAUGAUAAAUAAAUAUUUGAAAGAAA